Prorocentrum cordatum is the source of this 4680-nucleotide messenger RNA. Lineage: Eukaryota; Dinophyceae; Prorocentrales; Prorocentraceae. The record is from the annotation of a GenBank genome assembly.
AUGGGCCCUCGGCGCUGCUCUGGCUUUGCGACCGACGACGGGAUCGUCAUCGAGUGCUGCUUCAAUCCGUGGGAGAAGGGCAAGCGCGCGCAGGGCAAGUUCGAGGGGAAGUGUCAGUGGUGCUCUCCCAUUCGCAUGGCAACCAUCUGCGCGACGCCGCAGCAGUCCAAGCUGACCGCGCACAGCCUGGCGAACCUGCACAAGCUUGACAUCGGCAUCUACGACAUGGCCGUGGAGCGGGCGAAGAUGCACGAGAGGGGCGAUCAGCUCAUUGCCCGCGCUGUCGGCAUAAUCUCGGAGCGCUCGCAGGUGGGCGUGCCGCCACCGCCGCCAAUCGAGGGUGACCAGGGCAACGUGGUCUCGCAGCCCGCCGAGGAGGAGAUUCCUGCUGCCAUGGAGCCCGACGAGACGCCAGCGCCUCUGCGAGGGAACCCAGGGCAGCCCGCGCGCGUGGUGAAGGCCGACAAGCACUUGUGCAGCUGGUGCGAUCCGCAGAGGCUCCGUGGCAUGCAGACAGAGAAGCGCAGGGGCGUGCUGAAGCAGCUAGAGGCAUUCCACGAGAAGGACGAAGCCGUAUUUGCCAAGGCCGAGGCAAUCCUGAAGGACGUCUUCGGGGACAACUACGUGGCGCAGAUGAAGAAGAAGACUGUCCGGCAGAACCAGCAGGCGGCAAAAGCUCGGAGGCGCACUGGCGAGACGGACUGGCCGACGAAGCUGGCGAAGCGGCGGCUGGCGAUGGAGAGCCCGACGGUCGACGAGGAAGCUCGGAAGAAGUUCCGCAAGCUAACCCUGGCGGACUUGAAGAAGGUCGAGAACUCGUUCUACAAGGACACAGCCGAGCGAAAGAUGCGCGGUCGCGCCGACGAGGUCCCAAAGAGCAAAGACUUGGAGCCGCCGAUCGGCGAAGCAGGCUUCAGUGAUCAGUCGAAGGGGCUGCGGUCCUGGGCCGCCAAGGGCUCGUGGGGCAUCUGCAAGGAGUGCCAUGUUUUGCAGCCGCGGCCCAUGCACGAGAUCGAUAUGUUCCUCGACGCCAGCGAGGAGAUCUCGAAGAGCGCCUGUCGCCGCUGCAACGCCUCUCGCGAGAUGUACGUCCCGCUGCCUGAUGACGUACCAGGGCCACUCCGCGGCCUGUCAGAGGAGAUCGUCGAAGCCCUCCGGCCCAUCGAGAUCGACGUCGGCCCCGAGACGCGCUCCACCGACGCGUUCGGCCGCCCGAACGGCUACCGCAAGAAGGUGAAGAUGAUCACGUUCUAUUUCUCGAAGUGGCACGUGAAGGGCAAGAUCCACGAGUUGGAUGGGGAUGCGCGGCGGACGGCAAAGAAGGCGCACAAGUACUUGCUGGACUGCGAAGAGUCCUCGUACAAGCGGUUCCACGACAUGCACGAGAAGUUCCUCCGCAAGCAGGGCGAGGACGCUGCCGACAGGAAGCGCAAGCGCCCAUAUCAUUUCCUGCAGGAGGUCGGGUUGGAGUGCGCUCUCUGGCCAAACCUGCACUGGUGCACCGAGAUGACGGAGACGCACGAGCAGUGGUCCGACGCGAGGCGCGAGGAGAGGCGCGACGCCCAGGAGGCCAAGAAGAAGAAGGCAAAGUACGGCUACGACUCGGACGCCGAGGAAGACGAGGGCGGCGGCGGCGGAGGCCAGCGCACCAGCGUCAAGCGGUCGUUCAUGACCAAGUGCCUCUCGCCGCUGCUUGGGUACGGAUCCAAUUUCGAGCUGCUCCAGUUCGUGUGCGACCUGAACCUCUGGGCGACGCUCGGUGCGAAGAAGAACCUGGGCCUCGACAACGUGCCGAUGCGGAUGCUCAUGAAGGGCCAUGUGGGCUUCCCAAAGCUGUUCUUCACCAUUGCGCCGUGGGAGCCGUGCUUCAAGUACCACGACUGGCUGCGCGAUGAGAUGGAGAAGACACUGAUCGUCCGAGGCAUGCUGGCGGGCAAUAACAACCAGAAGAUGGACCGCAGCGACCGCAGCUGGACAAAGCACGUGUUCGCCGCGAAGGACGCCGACGGCAGACAGGUUCGCGCCCAGAGUUUCACGCGGCUGGAGUUCCAGGACGGCAGCCGCAAGGAGGGCACGAAGCGCUACGACGGCUCCGGCCGACCGCACCUGCACGUCCUCUUCUUCGCGGACGACGACGCCAUGGCGAACAUGGGAUUGGGGCAUCACCUCUUUGCGACCAAGCCCGACGGCUUCUCGGACGACCUGAAGGGCUACGUGGACGGAUCGCAGCUCAACAAGCACGGCGACGCAGAGAGCAAGUGGCCGAUUUACCAAGGCCCGUCGGAGGUUCAUGGCGACGAUGGCGUGGUCCAGUUGAAGCACACCGAGGAGGACCACGACGCGGGACUGCGAGCGUACUGCGCUGACGUGAUGGACGGGCUCCCUUGCCAUCAGGACUGGCAGACCAGCGACGGGGAGGCCAUGCUCUUGCAAUACGUUUCCAAGUAUGUGGCGAAGUUCUCGGACAGCAGCUACGACGAGUGGAUGAGCGACAAGGCCUCCGCGGACAGCGUGGCCAGGCGCGUCUGCUUCGAGUACCACCCCUACGAGCCAGAGAUGAUCCAGCAGCUGUGUGGAGCGCAAUUCAGACAGUACGACAUCUCUACGGUCAGCGGCGGCUUCCGCACCGUGACGGCGCCUUACUCGGGCAUGGCGGAUGUGCCCGACUGGGUCCAGAGGUAUGCUGACUGCUCGUGGCGCCAUGAGGGCAUGACGCUCUUGGAGUGGCUUCGGAAGACUACUGACGACGGCGCCAUCGCUGGGUGGCUCAAGCGCAAGCACAAGCAAGAGGUGGUGUUGGCCCUGUACAGGCGGUACCGCGCGACCGUGCGCGACGGCGAGGAGCCGCAGGCGCUCGACGCUCACUGGCGCUUCCUGCGCGCUGAGUACAAAGGCACGGCCGAUGCUGAUGGCGGAGGUGGCGGGAGCAGUCACGAAGACGACGGCGCCGAGGACGAGGAGCAGCCGAAGACCUUCGAGGCGUUCCUUGCGAAGAAGCACAGAGACGAAAAGAGCGAGGGCGAGGGCGACUUUCCGAACCUCAAGGAGUUCGCGCGAGCCUACCGCAUGCAGGGCGAGAAGGUGGCCAGCGUCGACACGGUAUACGAGCUCAACGACCGCUACUACGGCCAGUGGGCUGGCCGCGUCGCUGAAGAGCACCAUGACUUGUUCACCGAUGACAGGCGGCUCGUGGACUACAUGAGCGCUUCCGCGAAGUCCAGCAAGUUCACCGAGGCUGUGCAUCGCAUGAUCGUGGGGCAACGGAAGCUGGUCAACAUGUACCUGACGGGCAUCAUCGACAAGGCCGACGAGAAGGCCGCGGCCGACGCCGAGGCCGCGGUCAUCGGCAACCGCAGGCCAGCGCGCGGCGAGGGCGACGAGGAGGUCGAGUUCAACCCCAAGCAGCUGCAGCUGGAGGAGGCGAUCAACGAGCGCGUGGACCGUGCCGUGCGGGCGGAGCUGUCGGAGGACUGGGAGGAGGCGGACGAGGCGCGCGAGGAAGCCUACAAGAAGAACACGCCCGUCAUCUGCCUUGGGAAGCCUGGGACGGGGAAAACGACCGUGGUCAAGUCUUGCAUUCGCCGCGCCCAGGAGCAAGGCGCGCGCGUGCUCUUCGCCCUCCCGACGGCGCAGCUGUCCAGCCGCAUGAAGCAAGCACUGCAAGGCCUGGACGGCUUAACAGUCGAUACGUGCCACGCCGCACUCAAGUUGCAUGAGCCCAUCUCGGAGAGUCUUCACAGGAUGACGGACUUCGACUUGGUAGUGGUUGACGAGGUAUCGCUGCUGAGUUGCGAAAGCUUCGAGCGCAUCCUGAAGCUCUGGAGCGUCGCUGGGAAAGUCCCCGCGCUGGUCUUCCUCGGGGACAAGCACCAACUCCCGGGGGUCGAGCCGACGCGUCCGUGGGAGAGUGCCGCAUGGAAGCAGCCGCGCUGCUUCCACGUGAAGCUCACCGAGACCUGGCGGUGCAAGGAGGAGCGCUUCCAGGAGAUCCUGGACGAGCUUCGGACAGACAAGCCUUCGAAGGAGACGUUCCGCAAGAUUGUGCGCGAUCACAAGGCGUGGAAGAGCAGAGGCGAUCCCACGCCCGCCGAAAUGAAGAAGCUCUUCGAGAAGCACCCAGACACGCGGAUCGUCACCUGCACGCGCAGGGGCGCCGCGGCCGUGAACGAGGCUGCAGCUGCUGCGCUGUACGGCCGCAAGACCCCGCUGGCCACGCUGGACGGCGACGUGGAACUCAACCCCGAGAACUACCUGGAUGGCAAGCUCCGCACGGACCGCAGGCUGGUUCCAAGCAAAGUGCCGAUCUAUAAGGGGAUGAAGUUGUACCUGACGAAGAACAAGAACAAGGAGGCUGACGAGGUCAACGGCAUGCUUUGCGAGGUGGAGAACUACCACGCCGAGGAGGACAUGCUGCGCGUGAUGACGAAGACUGGCCAUCGUCUGGCCAUUACUCGCUGGACCGAUCGCGAGAAGGGCAACGCGGUCUACUUUCCAAUCCGCCUCGGGUACGCCAGCACCAUCGACAAAGUGCAAGGCGACGAGUUCCCCCACAUCACUAUAUACCUGGACGGAUGGCCUCGACCAGCAGCGGGGUAUACAGCGCUCAGCCGUGUCGCGACGUCGGACGACUACCUGAUCGGCGGCUACGUGGAGCGCGAGAACUUCAUUCCCGCGUUCUGA